AACGAGUCUCGACCAACUCCUGAAAUGUCCAGACCUCGGACCAACUUUGUGCGUUUGCACAAGGGAAUCUAGCCAUAGUGAAAGUGCUUGGCAUGCGUGGAUCAAAAAUUCCAUGCGGUUAGAAAAAAGUACUGUAAUAUCUCUCUAUCCAACAAAUUUACGGGACCACAGCAACUGAGACUGCUGCUGCUCCACCACCUCGCAUAUAUCCACUCAACAAGUCAUCCUUCCAAACACAAACAGGGAAUCACGAUGCCUGCCAUCCGCGGUCAAGAUUCGAAGAAGAAGACUCGCCGUCACACGCGCGAUCUGGACCAGAUUCACGACGACCUUCACAAGGAGAAGCAUCUCGAGAAAUACAAGAGCACAAAGGCUGCUGAGGACUUGCCUGGACUGGGACAAUUCUACUGUGUCGAGUGCUCGAAAUGGUUCGAGUCUGAGUCAAACUUGACUGCACACUCCAAGGGAAAGCCUCACAAGCGCAGAGUUCGUCAGCUCAAGGAGGAGCCAUACUCACAGAAAGAGGCUGAAGCUGCCGCCGGCCUGACCUGGACAGACAACGGCAAGCGCAAGGAGGACGACGAGAUGGCCGAGGCUACUUGAACAGUCGCACACUUCAUGCUCGGUGCAUAGCAAGACAUCAACCACUGCCACGCGCUCUCGUAGGCCUUCGACAAUCACAUAUCACCCAUCGCACGAUAGCGACUGCGCCGUGCCUUCCAAGCAAGAGUUUCAUCGCAGAUCCAGAUCAUGGCGAACGCUCCAGCUAUCGUCGGCAACAGGCAUCAAACAACCAAGGCACGUUCAGACCGCUAGUCCUGCCAAAGUAUGCUUCGCGCAUAUCAAUUCUCGGGCGAUCCCGGUUGGAGGAGAACGACAAAGCCGACGAGGCGGAGAAACUCUCGCGGAUCUGAAAAUCCAUGGAAAGAGACAGACCGACGAACUAUUUGCCAAGUGAUGAGAAUAGGAAGGAGGAACAUAUUUUAGAGCCGUGACUCGGUAGUUGCGACACUCGUGGAA
This is a messenger RNA of Aureobasidium pullulans EXF-150, 1020 nucleotides long. RefSeq lists its product as uncharacterized. The record is from RefSeq and is a predicted model, not a curated record. The transcript has 2 exons. NCBI's taxonomy places the organism in Eukaryota, Fungi, Ascomycota, Dothideomycetes, Dothideales, Saccotheciaceae. Gene Ontology annotation, molecular function: zinc ion binding; nucleic acid binding. Bases 253 to 603 code for a protein of 116 amino acids.